AUGCCACCAGUCCUGAUUCUCCUGACCCUACUUCUGCCUCCUGGAGCAGUUGCGGAGGAGAUCAUCGGUGGCUAUAAGGUGAAGCCACACUCCCGCCCCUACAUGGCGUUCAUUGAGUCUGUGGAUAGUGAAGGGAAUAAGCAAUACUGUGGAGGCUUCCUGGUUCAAGACAACUUUGUGCUGACGGCUGCUCACUGCAGAAACAGCUCUCUCCAUAGGUCAAUGACAGUCACACUGGGGGCCCACAACAUUGAGGCUAAGGAGGGGACACAGCAGAUCAUCCCUGUGGCAAUAGCCAUUCCCCACCCAGACUAUAAUGAUACUGUCUUCUCCAGUGACAUCAUGCUGUUAAAGUUGGAGAGGAAGGCCAAGAGGAAUAAAGUUGUGAGGCCCCUCAAGUUGCCUGGGCCCAGGGACCAGGUGAAGCCAGGGGAUGUGUGCCAUGUGGCUGGCUGGGGGAAAACGUCCAUCAAUGCCACUGAAGAAUCUUCCCGCCUACGAGAGGUUCAACUAAUCAUCCAGGAGGACAAGAAAUGCAAAAAACGCUUCCGUCACUACACCAAGACCACGGAAAUUUGUGCUGGAGACUUGAAGAAAAGAAAGGCUUUUUAUGAGGGUGACUCUGGGGGACCCCUCGUGUGUGACAACAAAGCUUAUGGAGUUGUAGCCUAUACAAAAAAUUUGACAAUCUCUUCAGGAGUCUUCACUAAGGUUGUGUACUUCCUGCCGUGGAUAAGCAGUAACAUGAAGCUGCUCUAACAGGUAUUAAACUACCUGUGCCAACCAGCCUGUCUGACCUCAGGCAAGAGCCCAUGA
This is a messenger RNA of Arvicanthis niloticus (Nile rat), 816 nucleotides long. Lineage: Eukaryota; Metazoa; Chordata; Mammalia; Rodentia; Muridae. The record is from RefSeq and is a predicted model, not a curated record.